AUGGCCCUGCCCUGCCCUGCCCUGCACAGAGACCAGCUCAUACCCUCGCAGAACCAGGCCGCACACGAUGAGAAGAAGAACGGCCAGCCCAGUCCACGGACGCAUCCGAACCACUGGACGCCCAAGAAGGCACUCAAAACCCUCAUCAGCACCGCCGUAAUCGCAAGUCUGUCGAUCUACGCCACGGCACUGGCUCGUAGAGACUGGCCGCCGGACGGCCGCCUGCGCAACCCCGAUGGAUCCGCCGACUCGUUCCAAGGCGAGUGGUGGGUCAGCCCGAACCUGACUCGAGCCGACCGCAUCAUGCUAGUCGUUGCCCAUCCCGACGACGAGUGCCUCUUCUUCUCGCCCACCCUCCUCAACCUCUUGUCCCCCCGCUUCGUCAACCGGACCGAGUUUAACUCCUCCACCCCGCAUCCCCAACCCCAGAACAACUCUUCCGAGGAUGCUCAGAUCAACUUAGAAUUCCCAAGAGCUCAUAUCCUUUCCUUGUCAUCUGGUAAUGCCGAUGGAUUAGGAAUCAAACGGACGAGAGAAAUGCGCGCCUCAUGCUGGGCCUUCGGGAUCCCAAGCCCACACUGUAUCGUCCUCGAUCAUCCGGAGUUGCCGGAUAGCAUGUCUGUCUGGUGGCCCGAAGACACGAUUGCUGAAUUCGUCCGGCUGUAUGUUGACUUGUGGGAUAUCGAUGCGAUCAUCACCUUCGAUCAUCACGGAGUAUCAGGCCACGCAAACCACCGAGCCAUAGCUGCUGCACUAAGUCGGCAGGUACAUAGCGAUCCCAAGUUUCCGAUGACAUUCAUGCUUCGAUCGACGUGGAUAUUCGAGAAAUACACGUCCCUUCUCUCGCUGCCUUACACUCUCUACCGCCACCACCGCAAUCGCAAGUCCCUUCUCCCUCAACUUGUCCGGCCCAGAUCACAUCCUUCGCGGGAUAAGAAACGGCUCGCCGAGCUUGUCCUCCAGACGCUCAUCCACCUUGGAGCUAAUCUCUCUUCUACGCCCGUUCCCCUUUCUCCCCAACCCACGCGAUCGCGCCCCGAUUCCCUGCCGCUCUCCACCAACCCACCAACGCCCCCAGUCGGCCAAGAAGCCCAAAACGCAUCCGCAAAUGCCGGCCGACAAGCCAGGAGAAGGGCGCCCACCGACUCGCCCCUGUCCCCACACGCCAGCCUGUUCCUCUCGACGCCCGCCCAAUACUGGGAAGGCAGACGCGCCUUCAACCAACACCGGUCCCAGCAAGUCUGGUUCCGACGGCUCUGGCUCAUCACCAGUCGGUUCAUGUGGAUCAACGAGCUCCAGCGCGUCGUCCCCCUCGAAUCCCGCUUCCAGGAUCAUACCUCCUUCCAUACUCCUUCCCUUGCCGAAAAUAUCAUCUUUCCCGUCAAACCUAAAAAAUCCGCCCUCUCUGAGCCCGAUACGCCAUCGUCUCCCUCUUCCCCUCCAACCAACCAGCACAUUCAUACUGGACCGACCCCGGAUUAG
This is a messenger RNA of Puccinia triticina, 1482 nucleotides long. RefSeq lists its product as uncharacterized. Gene Ontology annotation, cellular component: endoplasmic reticulum. Gene Ontology annotation, molecular function: N-acetylglucosaminylphosphatidylinositol deacetylase activity. The coding region runs from base 1 to 1482 and encodes 493 amino acids. Gene Ontology annotation, biological process: GPI anchor biosynthetic process. NCBI's taxonomy places the organism in Eukaryota, Fungi, Basidiomycota, Pucciniomycetes, Pucciniales, Pucciniaceae. The transcript has 8 exons. The record is from RefSeq and is a predicted model, not a curated record.